AUGUCUGAAGGAGCAAAGCCUCUCCCGCCAUGGGGGAGUGCCAUCGCAGGUGCCUCUGGUGCUGUGCUAGCUAACGCACUGGUAUAUCCGCUGGACAUCGUCAAGACCCGACUACAGGUUCAAGUCAAGCGCAAGGGAACAGAAGUGAGGGUGAUCGACCAACCAGCAGAUGGCGAUCAUCACUAUGAAGGCACACUGCACGCUAUCCAAACAAUCAUAGAACACGAGGGCGUUGCCGGUCUCUACUCCGGUCUCGCAGGCUCGCUUGCUGGUGUCGCCAGUACCAACUUCGCAUACUUCUACUGGUACUCGAUCGUACGGACACUAUACCUGAGGUCGGGCGCAAAGCACUCUACAGCUUCAGAGCUCUCACUAGGCGCCGUUGCCGGUGCGCUAGCUCAGCUGUUUACGAUUCCCAUCGCUGUUGUCACAGCCCGACAACAGACGCAAAGAAAACAUGAGAGAAAGGGCAUCAUCGAGACCGGCAGGGAGGUCGUCAACAGCGAGGAUGGCUGGACCGGUCUGUGGAGAGGCCUCAAGGCCAGCUUGAUCUUGGUCGUCAAUCCCUCCAUCACGUAUGGCGCUUAUCAGCGUUUGCGGGAAAGAUUCUACCCAGGCCGAACAACUCUCCGGCCCCACGAGGCAUUCUUACUCGGUGCCCUCUCCAAAAUGCUCGCCACCAUCGUCACUCAACCCCUCAUAGUAGCCAAAGUCGGCCUCCAGUCCCGCCCACCACCCGAGCGCCAAGGCAAGCCCUUCAAGAGCUUUGGCGAAGUCAUGGCCUACAUCAUCGAACACGAAGGGCCACUGGCUCUUUUCAAGGGCAUCGGUCCACAGAUCACCAAGGGCUUCUUGGUACAAGGCAUCCUCAUGAUGACGAAAGAGAAGAUGGAGAUGGUUUUCAUCAUGCUCUUUGCCUAUGUCCGCAUCGUGCGGGAGAAGAAAUUGCGACAGCUGGCAGAGAAGGUCAAGGAAAAGGCAAGGGAAACAAAUGUAGACAAGGUUGUGCCACAGGUGGUAGAGAAGGUUAAAGAGAAGGCCAAGGACGUGACGAACAUCGUGUAA
Messenger RNA from Cyphellophora attinorum, 1065 nucleotides. Its product is annotated as Peroxisomal adenine nucleotide transporter 1. The transcript is spliced from 3 exons. Gene Ontology annotation, biological process: transmembrane transport. NCBI's taxonomy places the organism in Eukaryota, Fungi, Ascomycota, Eurotiomycetes, Chaetothyriales, Cyphellophoraceae. The coding region runs from base 1 to 1065 and encodes 354 amino acids. The record is from RefSeq and is a predicted model, not a curated record.